UAAACGGAUAGUACGUCUCGGUAUUGCUCAGUACGUGUUUCUGUACUCUAACUAGGAAGUCUCUUUAUACUAUUCUAGAAGCGAAAAUAUAUACGAAGGCAGUCGUCAGUCGUCGUUGAGACAGCGUUAUUCGCGUUUGUUACCGCAAAUUUUGCAACUAUUUGUGACAUAGAGUGCGAUGUAACGCGUAAAUUCAAUCAGAUCUUACAUCGAGAUUAGGCAGGAUCAUGGCAAGAUCCACCGAUCGGGAAAUGCUGAAACGAAAACGAUGCAGAAAGGACCUUGACAAAUUACAUUCGAAGAUCUUAAAAGCCAAGAAGAAAUUGGAUAAUGUGGGGAAAUAUGAUGGUAAGGAUAGACAAAGAAGACAAGGAAAAAUUUGUUCCAGGCUUCUGCCGAGAGCUGCUAUUGGCAUAUACAGAAAUGGUGCAAAGAGCAAAAACAUCCAAAAAGGAACAUCGGCAAGUACGUUUAAUAGAGCUCGGCUAAAAGCAGAUGCUUUAAAGCUUUUUAAUGGCGAUACCCCAGAGUUCAAAUAUGAAGAAGAGCUUUCAACUCAUAAUGAAACUACUAAACAAUCACCAAAUAAGAAUUUUGUAAAAAAUAGUUUAAAGUUCUGGACACCAGGCAGUAUCCUGGAGCAAAGUCCCAUUUUGCAAAAAAAACAAAGUAAAAAUCAAAAGCCAUAUCUUGUUAAAAAGAAAAGUGAGGAAAAUUUUUUUGAAAACUUUGAUUCUGAUAAAAUUUCAAAACAAAAUGUUAAUAAUGGAUCAAAAUAUGUUGCUCAAAAAGAAAGCAUAUAUAAGCAAAAGCUGUUUCAAAAUGAUAAGGAGCAACCAAAAACUACUCAGAAACAAAUAUUUGAAAAUAUCGAUUUUAAAGAAGAAAAUAGAACGCAACAAACAUGUGAGGAUAAUAAAAGUACAUCCAGGAUAUUAAAGCACUACAGAGAAGCCUGCAAAAUAAACUCUGCCAUAAGUUUCGAAGAUUUUUUACAGAAUUAUCAACCAGAUCCUCUUACAACAAUAAUUAAAAAAUUGAAGCAUAUUUAUUCUAAUUCUUUACAUGAACAAUAUUUACAUGGAAAGAAUAGAUUAAAAACUAUGAAAUCAUCUAAAUUGUCUGUAGAAAAUCAAACUUGUACAUAUUUAGAUGACUUGCAAAUAUCACCAAAAUCGACCUCAACUGUUGAAUAUGAAGUCCCUAAAUGUAACGAAAAUCGCACAAUCUCACCUUUUUUAAAAGAUAUACCUAAGGAGGAUGACAAAAUUAAUUUCUUGCAAAAUGAUAAUAUAGAGCCUUAUGAUUCCAUAUCUCAUUCAUCGCAGAAUAUUUUAGAAGCAUAUGAUACAAAUGACUGUAUAAUAAAUCGCAAGAAUAACGAUAAUCAAUAUUCAAAACAAUUACCAAAUAUUCAUCAAUCUAAGAGAGUAAGUUUUAAUUCUGUGAAUGAAAAAGAUUUUGUCCGAAAGCAUUCCAAUUAUACUAAUCAGCCUUCGAAAAAUAAACGACAUAAUAAAAAUAAUUUUUAUGUCGAUUUUCUUGAUCAUGAUGAAAAUUCACAAUACAUUGAUAACACGAAACAAGCAGAAAUUUCAACUUUUUCAAGCGAUUCCAUGUUACUCGCCAAGAAAUAUUCAUCAAAAAAUGAUGUUAGCAAAGAAUCACCAAAUAAUAUUUUUGACAGAAUAACAAAUAAGUGUAAUGCAAAGAAUAUUAAGCGACCUGUCAUUCUUCGUCGACAUAAUAAUGUUACUGUUAUUAAGGAUAAUCAUUCUGUACAAAAAAAUGAUGAAGACUUAUUUUAUAAGAAGAGUUAUAUGGAAAAAGUAUAUGAGCAAUUUGGAAUCAACAUAAAUAAUAAAAAUCUGGAUAACAAUAGACAUGCUUAUGUUGAUUCUUCUCGUCAACAAUUUUUACACGAAAAAAAUAAACAAGAAUUGGAAAUCGUGAAAUCACCUGAUCUGCCUGUGGAAUAUCAAGCUUGUAUAUAUUCAGAUGUUUCGCUAGUAUCACCAAAUUCGAGCUCAAUCUUUGAAAUCGAUUGUGAAACUCCUAAAUAUAGAAAAAAUCACACAAUCACAUUUCCUUUAAUAAGAAAAACAUCUCAGAAAGAAAACAAAUUCCAUUUGAUGCAAAGUAAUAAAAAUCGUUAUAAUGAUAUUACAAAAGAAUCUUAUGAAAUGCAAUUUCCAAAUGCAUCUGAAAAUUUUCCUACGCCUAGUAUAAUAAACGCACAAUUUAUGAAUUUUCAUGAUCGAACAAAAAUGUUUGAGUCUCAAAAGCGAUCAAUGGAAAUAAAAGAUUCACAAGAGUCACUAGUAGAAAAAUUUGAUAUAAAUAUGCAUCCUAACAAAUUAAAUGGAAGAAACAAAUCAUGUCAAUUCGAUGAUUCUUUGCAAACUUUGGAAGUUUCAUAUAAUACAAAUGCAUAUAUCGAACGAUUAGCUCGAAAACAAGAAGAUUUACCGAAAGUAAAAGAACAUCUUUUUCAUUCACAUAAUUAUAAUGCAAUUAAUUAUUUACGAGGCGCAAACCCUUGUAAUUUCAAUGUAAAACCAUCGAAAACAUUAUCUCAACAAACUAAAUUACAUACAUGUGAAAGGAACGAUAGCAAACAAGAAUUUUUACAAAAAAAUCCACAUAAUCGGAACCAAAAUGUUCUUUUAAACAAUAUCAACGCAAGAGCGAUAUCUUCAACAUUAAACUUCCAGAAUAUUCAAACCGACAAAAGAUUUGGAGAAUCUACAUGUAAAGAAAUAUUUAGUAAAGCAGAUGUAGAAUGCGCUAGGAAUCGAGUUAAUUUAAGUCAUUGUAAUGAACAGUAUUUGGAUACUACCAGAUGUCAACAUAAUUUCUCAACGCAUCAUUUUGAUAAAAGAGCCUUGCAAACGAUGGUACAACCCAGAAUCUUACACGAAGAUCAUAAUUGCAACAGGGAUAAUUGCAUUAAUUCAUCUAAUGAUGUACCAUUAUUGUUACUGCAAAAGCAUAAUGCAUAUACGUACCCGAAAGUAAUCGACGAUCAGCAUUGCUCUGUGAUGCUACAAAAUAUUGCUCAACCUAUAAAAUAUUUAGCUUUAAACAACAAUUCGGAUAUCCAACGAAUUCCUGUGUAUAUAAAUGAGAAAAACGUUAUAGAAAAUGUCCCACUAAAAGUAAUAACGCUAGUAAAACCAAAUGCUCAAACGGAAGAACUCUAUUUUCACAAGAAAUACAAUUUACGACGUGAAUAAUAUUAUUGCAAACGGAUGAUUUGUAGUUUGAUAAUCUUGCAAUAUGUAAGACUAACAAUUAAUCUUUUAUAAAGCAUUUAGAUUUUGUGAUAGUGUUUAAUCCAAUAUUUAAUCACUAUUUAAUAUAUGGUCUUCGAAGUUGUAAUAAGAAUUGGUGUGCAAUUUAUCAUAAUGUGAUUAACAAAGCAAUGAAAGCAUAUCGGUUAUAUUUCUUGCAGAAAGUUAUUACAAACAUAAAAGCUUGUUUUAUUAAGAUAAAAGUUAUGUUUAGAAAGGCAAAAAAAUACGCUUAUAUAAAUCUAAUUAUUCUAUAUUCUAUUUUGAAUUAAUC
Messenger RNA from Cataglyphis hispanica, 3567 nucleotides. RefSeq lists its product as uncharacterized. The coding region runs from base 228 to 3236 and encodes 1002 amino acids. NCBI's taxonomy places the organism in Eukaryota, Metazoa, Arthropoda, Insecta, Hymenoptera, Formicidae. The record is from RefSeq and is a predicted model, not a curated record. The transcript has 8 exons.